Molecule: messenger RNA, 1003 nt
Organism: Pristis pectinata (smalltooth sawfish)
Lineage: Eukaryota; Metazoa; Chordata; Chondrichthyes; Rhinopristiformes; Pristidae
Exons: 8
Coding region: 1-855 (284 amino acids)
Biological process (GO): protein import into mitochondrial matrix; protein targeting; tRNA import into mitochondrion
Cellular component (GO): mitochondrial outer membrane; mitochondrial outer membrane translocase complex
Molecular function (GO): transmembrane protein transporter activity
Source: RefSeq, a predicted model, not a curated record
AUGAGUGAUUUGCCCCAUGCCAGAACCAAGAUCAUGCCAGCUGCAGUCAUUGAGUUACAGUACACAGAUGACACCUGUGAUUUGGAACACUCACGCCUGCGUGCCCCAAUUCGUCCAUCGCGUUAUAUUCAAUCUACGGUACGGGAACAUGUUGUAGCAGAACGACAUGCAGGCAGCUCAAAGCGCUGGUUAAAUGUCUUCAACCCUGCCUCCGCAAAUUAUUCCACCGGCAAAGAAAGGCGAUGUCCCGAUCAUCAAAUGUCUGAUCGUGCUCAAGCAGCUAUGAUAGAUUCUGGGUGCAGCGAACUCGAGCACAGGAAAAGAAGAAGAGCCCCCGAUUUCAAAGUAAAAUUGCGUGAAAGCAACAUCCUGGUGAACCUCUUCUCCCAUCUUGAAGGCUUCCACACCCUUCUUGUGAUGUGGCAAACAGAACUGAAUACUACACUCCAAAUGUGGCCUAAUCAAAGUUUUGUACAGCUGCAACAUGACUUCUCAGCUUUUAUACUCAGCACCCUGACCGAUGAAGGAAGAAGAAAACAGCAACAACAGGAUAAAGCAAAUGAUUGUAUUGGCAAGUUACCCGAUUUAAAAGAUGUUGAAGCUGUACAGAAAUUCUUUCUCGAAGAGGUCCAGUUGGGAGAAGAAUUGUUGGCAAGAGGUGACUAUGAGAAAGGAGUUGAUCACUUAAGUAAUGCGGUGUCGGUAUGUGGUCAGCCGCAGCAACUAUUGCAGGUUCUCCAGCAAACACUACCACACCAAGUGUUCCAAAUGCUUAUCCAAAGAUUGCCAGCUGUUAGACAGCGUUUUCUUGCAGGAAUGAAUGCACAGAGUUUUGUGGAUGAUGAUGUUGAAUAAAAUGUUUACACUUUCUUCGGCUCCAACAAAGUUUAUUCCAUCAAUUGUGAACUCUAACUUCAGUGAUUUAAUGUUGAAUCAAGUUUACAAACUAAUUCAAAGUUGUACCAUUCACUUUCAAAAUAAAACAGAAGCCUUGGUCCAUCAA